UUCAGAUUUCUUUUGGGUAUUAUCCUGAUUAUUGCCACUUUUGAAUUGCGCCAAGCAGCGUCCUCUGCUAUGUCCGCUAAACAAACGUUGGACGCAUUUAAGCUAACAGAUGGCUGCGACGCCCUCAAGGACCGGCUGCGAUGUUUCCAGCAUAAAUAUCGCACAAUUGAUGGAACAUGCAACAAUCUGUGUCGCAUAAACCAAGGAGCUGCUUUCACUCCGCUGCGGCGUGUUCUUCCAAGUGAGUACGCUGCUGAAGAGCAACCUCGCAACGAAUCAGUAACAGGCCAUCCCCUUCCAAAUACAAGGCGAGUAAGCAGGAGGAUAUUUCAAGGCUUAAAUGGUGAUGAAUUUGGCAACCGACCAAUUUUUACUCACGUGACAAUGACCUGGGGUCAAUUCAUAGAUCAUGACGUCACUCUGACAGAGCUGACACCAAAUAUAGAGUGCGGAAAUAAUACAGCACCGUGCAGUAACACUGAGAACGGAUGCAUUGUAAUCUCACUGGAUGAUCUGAAUUAUAAAGAGAGAUUAGAGUUCAACCGCAGCGCAAAUUGUAUUCCUCUCAGAAGGUCCUUCAGAAAAAACGGUGAACAGGUAGGCUAUAAGGGAGCUGUCAGUGAAAACAAUAUACGUGGCUAGUAGCUGAUGAUGACUUAAUUUAAGUAUUGGUGUUGGUUUUGAAUCAUAAAAUCGUAAAAGAGAGUGCAUGAACAGAGAUCUGCGUCUUUCAGGACACAGCUGCCUCAAAUACAAUCAUUAUUCUGUUUAUCAGAUUGGAGUAAACAGCACAAAAGCAAACUGACUAGAUAAAGAUUUAGUUAUGUGUUACUGCCACUGUUACUGUACAAACGAUUUCGUCAGUCUCCAUGAUUAAAAUGUGGUCUUUGAAACACGAUUUUACUUGAAAUUAUCGCGUUGAAACUGCGUAAACGUUGACAAUUCUGCUUGCCGAAUCUAUUGGGCUGAUCAUGUGAUGCCUGAGAUGCUGGUACAUGUACCACUGUGCGUACGUUGCUACAAUGAGUAAAUAAACUUAUUAUAAACUAGUAAUAGUUGACACUACAGCUGCCCCCGUUCUGUAUAUUGUCGGUCAAUAGUAUUCUUGCUGGUUUUGUAGCUCUUUAAAAUAUACCGAUUCAUAGUGAAGAUUUUCACACAUAUUCCAUACAAUAGGUGAGAUAAAUACAGGAAACGCAAGGUUCCAUGCUCAGUUUCAGUUCGAUUUACACAGCUUUGAUCAAAACAUUCUCAGUUUCGAGCAUAGUUUAUUCUAAACCAUAGGAAAAGAUUUAAUUAGAAGUUGAAUUUUUCGCUAUUUCUCCUUCCCUUUUUACAUUCAGUUCAUUUUAUUUGCCGGAAAGUAAGUCUUAGAAAUUAAAAGGACGUUUGAUCGAUUCACGCUCACGCAUUCUAGUCUUAUUUGAAACUUUUUUAUAACGGAAGGACAUCUGUGAGCAGGGAAUAAGUCAGCACAGAAUUUGAUUGUCGGCGAAUUUCUGUAAAUGUCCGUCAAUCUGCUAGUGAUAAGCUAGCCGUUGUUCACUCAUCUUGCUUGUUUGGGGCUGAGUCUUAUUCCGAUCAAAGAGAGAGAAAGAGUGUCUGGCAAGGUUUCCAAUAUAAAUCAAAGAUUUGUGAACUCGUGUCUGGCAAACUCUCUCCAAGUGUUUAUAUAUACACAGUUAAACGCAGCCACCUUAUAACCUCUCCUGCGCUUAACGAGUGUCUUUUGGUCCAUAAUUUUCAAAACAACUGCUCCAUAGAAUGUCACUGCGUAACGCAAAAGAGUAUCGAAGUAUGACUGCACUGAGCAAAUCGAGAUUUUUUCUAGUAUACUGACUGUAUAUUUGAACUGUAAGUACUGUCCUUAAUAUACGCGCGAGUUACUAGGGUGCCUCCUCGGGAUUUCGCCUCUGGGCGAAAUCCCUGCGGGGGCAACAAUUAUUGGAUGAGAUUUUUGUGAUAUUCGGAAUAAUCGAGGGCGUGAUAAGUGUUAUCUGCCGAGGCUGAUAACACUUACCGAGUCCUCGUAUAUUCCAGAUAUCACUAAAACCCAACCCAAUAAUUGCAUUAUUAUAUAUCAUUUUGAAGACUAGACACCAGAAGGUGUAUACUGGGCUGCCAUAAAACCUAGACUAGACAGAAAUUAUGUAUUGUACGAAAACGACAAGUUUACCACAACAGACAGCUGACAGCGUAUGAAAGGAAGAAGUGACUCUGCUAAACCCAUUCCCAUGCCGGACACCACCCCAACCCACGGGUCUCAUUAAACUGUUUGACUGAAACUAUAAAUAAAUGAAAAUGAUAAUUGAUGGUCUAUACAAAGCAAGCUUAAGGUGGGUGUACCGUGUGGCACGAAAUUUUUGCGGUUGUUUAUUUUUGCGGAUUGGGCAUUUUUUCUGUUUCGCGGAAAGUAAUUUUUGCGACUAGGUGUUACGAAGCAAGAGUGUAGGGUGUUUGUGAGAUGGCGUGAUUUUACUCCUUUUAAACUUUGUUAUUUUUAAAUUAACAACAUAACUGAGCGAAAGAGAACUUGCUGACAGAUCGGAUUAAAACCUAAAGCUUAUAGAUUCAAGAAAGUCACGAUUUCGUGUAGUGUGUGAGCGAGCCACUGUAACGUGAGGACUGAAGCUGUGAAAUAAACCCUGUUUUUGCUUAAAACUGUGAUAUCGUGAAGAACGGCCGUACGGCAUUCACGACACUAGGACACACUGGUUUUUCUUGCUGAGAAUUAGUUUUCAAAAAGUACCCACUACCCAGCAUUGAUAAUAUUUUCGUUCUUGUUAAAGGGGCUGUGUCACGACAGUCCAGUUCAUUUUGCCGGUUUAAUUUUGCCAAUUACUCGCCCUCAAUUGCUAUGGAACUUAGGUAAGCAAAGAAAUUACAUGUAAAAAUCAGAGAUUCAAGACAAACAAAUAUGUCUCCUGAGCAUUAUUUUUGAGGUUGUAUACAGCAGAGAUACACUUUGAAAAACUGUUAGGCUGAACAGUUUUCAAAAACCCUAAUUUCAAUCCGUUUCAAUCUUCUUCAGGUUUGCCCAUCCCUGGCAUCUGUUGUAUCUGUUGUGUUAUUUUAAUCUUCCUUCAAUAUUUUAAUUGGUUAUUUUUUUGUUUCUCUUAAUUUAACAGGAAUUUUGUAAUGACCUCAUUUGGCUGAGUUUCGUGACACAGCUCCUUAAGUACGUGCAAUCAGGGUGUAAUAGGUAUACAGAUUUUCAAACAGUACUAGAGUAUGCGUACGUUAUGUAAAACCAAUUCAUUGUGUACCGUUUUGUUUCUGAAUUGAAGAGGCGAGUAUAUUUAAUACGCUGGAGUAAAUUUUUGCGGGAAAAUGUUUUCGUUUUUUUUUGUUUUGUUUUGGGGGGGGAGGGGGUGAUCGCUGGAAAAGUCGCAAAAAUCGUGAAAAUUAGAACCCGCAAAAAUUUCGUGCCACACGGUAUCUCUAGUUUAUCUGAACUUUUUUCGUUUUGUUGACAGCUUGUCUCUAUAUCUGAGGAAAACAAUAAAAAAAAUCGUCCCGUUCGUAGGAAAAAAGCUUCAGCGCAUCUGAAAUUUUCUUUAAUCGCGUGCAAUACCAUUGAGCUGUAGUUAGAGCGGCGCCCUGAGUUAAAUUGUCUAAACUAAACCAAACUGGUUCGACAUGAAUAGAGUUUUUAAGCGAAGAAAACCUUUUUUUCUCAGUUUGUUAUCAGUAGUAUUUUUAUACACUGCCAACCGACCAGAUGAAAAUGAACUCAUUCAACUUUUUGAACUAUCAUAGAAGGGACAUCUGUACACAGGCUAGCGUGUGCAUAAGAUAAGAGUGUUCAUUCCGGAGGUCAUAUAUAGCGCCAGGAAUGGGCUCCUGGUGGCGCUUUUUAUCCUGGGGGGUACUCCACAUAAUGACCUAUAUGGGGAGGCUCCACGCGAAAGGGGUACCUUUUUAGGCUUCAGGUAUACAAAAGAGUAGAGAUUUCACUAGCUGAAGCAUAUGAAAGGGUAGGAAAAUGCGUCUUUUCGGUCAGUUAAAAGGCCCAAAAGGACUAGGAUCACGACCACGUUGUUGUUGUUUAUCAUACUUUGCAUAGCAUAUAUCUUCGUUCACCUUUACUGUUACCUCGGAAUCGUUGUAAACAUUUCCGGUCAAUUGAUUUGUUUUAUACAUAUUGAAAUAACAACAGCCUCUGUAUAAACAUCUACAUGCGGUAUUAGAAGAUUGAUCACUAAAUACGCGAUUACAAUAAUUGCAUAAAUGAUGAUAAAAACAAAGAAAGAUAAAAUCAAUGAAAUCAAAAAUUAAAUGUAAAAGCACUGGGAAUAUUGUUACCUAAGAGCUGGCUUUUGAAGUACUGAAUUCUUCCAUAAGGCUGUUGUGUUGAUCAAAAACACUGUUGAAUUUCACUGAACCAUUUGCUCGUAAUGUUUACGUACCAGACAGGUUAAGUUAACAGUUAAUUCGGAUGAUUCUUUUAGCGCUUCUAACUAAGUAGGUAGCUCACUUGUUGUACAAGGUUUCCUGAUAGAGACUCACUCGGAAGAGUUCGCUUGUAAAUGGGUCUCUCGCAUAGUAUAGUUCAUGAACUAUACCACUUCGAAAAUGUUCUCUUGCCAUCUUUUACUGUGGGCUAACCAUCAACAGUUUGUUCAUUCGUAUGUUUGCAUUUGUAUGCUUCCACCGAAGAUAGAUUGCUAAUAGCUUUGAGUCGCUUCGAGCUCCUCGGAAUGUACUCUGCUGAAGUCCGCUGAUCUAUUCUACGCAUUCUACGCAUACACUUAUAUCUUGCGCAAGCGCUGAACACGCCAGAGUGCGAUUUGUGCCAGAAGGAAAAACCAAUCCCAUUUUAUAACUAGGCUUGCCACAGGCAGCCCAGUAAAAAUGAAGACAAACACACCACCGCGCGAAACACAGUUUGACAUUGCUCUUGGAAAUCAUGCAUUGCGCGCAACCUACAGAUUAGUCACCAAUCUGCUAGCAGAUGACUAACUAAUCUGUAAGUUGCACAGAUUUCCAAAAUUACCUGUAGGCUCCUAGCCAAUAAGAAAACAGAGAGUGAGUACAAUGUAUAAGUAAUCUGGACGCUGAAACCUUGAAAAAAAAGUGCACUUUUGAUCAGGCAAAUAUUCGACCUCAGUGCGGACUGAGUAUUCUCUGUUUUCACUGUCACGCCAUCAAAAAUGAAAAUCGAAACCAUUCAAUACAGAAAGUCCAGAAUCUAUAAGGAAAUAGAAGAAGAUCAAUAUGCAAAAAGCCUCGCUAAGAAAGUCAGGGCUGUGCGAUAUUUCAUGUGCGAGAUAUUCGGAAAAAUGUUUUACCCAAACUCUUGGAGACGCCAUGCUGGUGUCUCUUUGAAGGACACAGAUGUGGUGGCCGAAAACCAACAGAAACAUCUGUCUUGAGUUUUGCUACAAAAGCGUGAAUUCACCGAUUGAGGAUUCUGAAAUGAAACAAGGAAGUGCAACUAAAUAGCAAAGGAAGUUUAAAGGAAGUCUGAAUAGCAAAAUCUGGGGAAAAAAAACCGGUAACAUUUUCAACCUACAUGAGAGCUGUUCCGGCCGCCAUUUAAAUGCCGCUUCAAAAGCUUUGAAAUUCAAACGUCCUCUAAACGCACAGCGAAUAAGCCUUUCGAACCUAUCAUCUGUAUAAAUAAAAGUAUCAGUAGCUUCUGUAAUACCACAUGGAAGUAAACGCUCAGAAUAAUCGAUAUUUUUUUAGUUUGAAUUUUGGCGACAUCAUGUGAAAACCGUGAAGAAUUCUUUCCGUUUGCCAGGUCAAAAGAGGUGUUUUUUUAUACGACGAGGGUGCGAAAGAAAUAAUCACCUUCAGUUUGAUGCUCCUUCCUCUCUGCUGAAAUAUGGGCCUGUUUACAUGGAGGUGGGCGGCCCCAGGUAGGUGAGGUUACCCGUUUAGGUGGGUUACCCGCCUGUCCAUGUAAUCUCUCAUUUGAAGUUGAUCACGUUUACAUGUUAGGUGGGGUGACCCGCCACAUGUUAAUCUCACCUUUCUGGGAAGCCCCACCUCCAUGUAAACAGGCCCUAAGACGUCAUCGCCGAAUGGCUCCUGGCAUCAUCUAUUUUAGCAUUGCGUAUCAAGAAGUGGUCUAUUGUACCGGAUCAAAUUCUUCAAAAUAAUAGGCUUUUGCCCUAGGUGUUGCUGCCGAAACCACACCGAACAGAUUAGCAUAAUGUUAAAUUUCGACGUGACAACGUUAACGUGUUAGGGGUUGGAGACACAACAAUUACGUCAAUCACCUGGCUGCGCGUGGGUGCAGAGUGAAACAAACAUGUCGAGCGGAACCCUCCUACACUACUAAUUUUGACAUUUGACGUUUUGACACGGGAAACGGUUUUCAGAAGUGGACGGGGAGGUGGGUUAAUUAAGGAAUUUAGAGAGAUGCUCACAGGCUCACCCCGUUCUCUCUUCUUACUGUUUUUGCUCUCUCGCUUUUUCACCGCUUGCCCGCUUUUUUGCUCAUCUUUACUGAUCAAUAGCCGGGCACAGCGGGCUACUCCUUUUCAAAAAAUGGCGAAUCGAAGUUCUUGGCAUGUGCUCUUAGUCUACAUCGGUUGAUAAGCAAGGUGUUUAAAACGACGACGUCGUCCAAGUAAAUAUACCUUGAUGAUCCACGUAGAAGUAAACCGUGCGGUCAUGGGAACAACAGACAAACAAUUACCUUCGCGUCAGCUAAGGCGUGAGCUAAAAACAGAUUUCAUAUGAUUAUCAUGAGGCAAAGGGAUUCACUCCCUUCUCUCAUUCUCUCUUGUGGAGGAGUAGUAGCUCUUUGAAAAUUUGAGAUUUCAACUUAAACAUAAUCACCUGUGAUUAACCGGUCUGUCACAGUAGGUCGUGUUAUUGUCGUUGCUUCAAACAAUGAACAAUCCUGGCCUUGGUUGCUCAAACGUUAGAUAGAGCUAUCCACCAGAUAAAUCACUAUCUAACGGAAAGGCAGGGGCACCCAACGGUAAAUUUUGAGAAAAAGACGUAAAAACAACAACAAAGGAUGAAACUGAGCCUUCUGAAGCCAUUUUGAGCAUUUUGGGAGAUUGCUGGGAAACAUUUAUCUGUUCUUCACUCCCAGCAAGAAUGAUGGAUGAGUUCCCACCUGACUUACUAGAAAGUUUCCCAGCAGACGUAUGUCCAGACAUCACUGGCCAGUUUGGGUGUGGUCAAGAGCCAUAAUGGCUCUUGGUGUGGUUAUAGGGCAAAAUUCAGUCCUUCAGGGGAAGGGAGGGGCCGGUAGGAAAUUGGUGUGGUCUUAGGGUGAAAUUAACCCAAUCAGUGAGGGAGGGGGGAGGAGUGGAAGAGGUUCCUGACAAAUAGGGAAUCCCGUGGAUAGCGUUAUCCACCUAUUGAACAACUGGGGCCUGGUCUUUUGUAAUCAGCCGGGAUACUGAUCCUUAGAGAAUGCUAUUAGAUGCUUCCAUUUUAUAAGUCCUUGACACUAUCCUUUGUGUUAGAUAAACGAGAUAACAGCCUACAUUGAUGCUUCACAAGUGUACGGCUCAGAUGAUGCUUUGGCACAGAGGCUUCGAGAUAAAGAAACAAAGCUGGGAUUGUUGGAUGUGAGACCUUACAUAAACUCCGAUGGCGAACCGAUUCUUCCGGAAGCUGAAGAGGAAGCUUUCUGCAGAUCAACAGAUACUGAAGCAAGUCCUUGCUUUCUUGCUGGCGAUAUUCGAGUGAACGAAAAUCACGGUAAUUGAUUGGUUUAUUUAUUUAUCUAGUUUUUAUUUAUAUUUAAUUAUUCAAGUUCAAACGAAGAGAACAUUCGAGCCGACCAACAACUUAUUGUUAACAAAAAUAAUACAUAAAAACAAACAUAAAGCUUAAACCUUGAAGUUAGUCAGGAUAGGAACAAAGAAAAUAUAUCUUACAACUGAUAUAGAACUAAUCGAUCGUAUUUAGGGAGAAAAUGAGCCAAGACUUACUUGCGCUUUUGAAGACCUAGAGUAAAAAGGUGCUGUCAUAGGGAUGUUAGUCACGCCGUGUUGGUUAUUACUAGUUUUUAAAUGUUUUCUUGUUAAAUAGGUUAUAAUCAAUAAGUUUCCAUUUAAUUUAUUUCCACUGUUUUCAGUGUUAAACCAGUUAAAGGCCCAUUGCCAAAGUUAAUGCAACGCGAUCGUUAGUUUUUGUUUUAAAAUCGCACCUUUAUAAAUGGUGCGCUCUGAUUGGUCAACUCUUUGGUAGGCUUUCUCGCAACUGAAAACACAAAAUAGUCAGAGCUAGUCAGCUGGCGUUGUGUGUUUCCUCAUCUGCCAAAUGGACAGUUCGCCUGCAAGUCAGUAAAUGAUUUCUCAUGGACGUGAAUGAGUCCAUUGAUAUUUCUCAAAUUUACCUAAAAGAAACGCGUACGGCUCCAUUAGAUGCCGAGGGAAAAUGACAAAAUAUACACGUCCAUUCAAGUUUAUGAUUGUCAGCCGUUGUGAAGAUGCAAGGAACUGUUUUUAUUUUUCACAUCUCUGCCAUUGGCAAUAGCUUUUAAUUGGUAUUUUAAACAGGCAAAGUUUAUUGAUCGUAUUCCAGUGCACGGCUACCAAAAGCGUUUGAAAGUUCACAACAUAAUAACUUGUUCGAGUCUUGUUCGGGAAAUUUGUUGAAUAUGCCUUAGUCGUGGAUAAAACUUGUAACGAUAUAAAUCGAAUGUUAUGAAAGUAUGGAGGGCUGUUAAGCAGAAAAUGUAACGUGAAAAUUCAUGAGGUGAUGGUAAACAACGCUUACAAGAUUUACUUAUUUUUUGACAGGUCCGACGCAAACGGCUCGGGUGAAAGUGUUUUGGAACACUAGCGCGCCUGACAAUAGUUUUGAAGGGAUAGCUCGAGCGGUUCGAAUAGAUGACAAUUUUCUUCGAACGGAUAUUCUGUCUGCGAGCCUUUCGAACGGAUAACAAUUUUGUGCGAACGGACAGCCUGAGUAGUUGAAGGAAUGACAUUUCUUUUUCAAACGGAUAGCUAGAGCCAUUCGAACGGAUGACAAUUUUUUCGCGAACGGAUACCAAAUCAGUUGGAAAAGCCUUUCACAACUACUGUAUCAGUAAUUUCGUGUAACACGAAAUUCGCCGGAUUUGUUCACUUUUAUAUGUUUAUCCGUAAUUCAAGACACGAUUCAUUCACAUAUUAAAUUCAACAAGAAUAAUUUUGUAAAAAGUGAUGUUCCUUUUGGAUCCACGGAUAUUCAAAAUUAAUCAAAAGAUCUUUGUUUUAAAAGCAAAUUUGAGCAAUUAAGACAAAGUUUUAUGGCAAACGCCAUUUUUUAAAGCUAUCAGCUGCAAUUUUUUUGACUACAGUAUGUAGUAUUGUACCUAUGGGAUAAUUAUCUUCCGGAGUAAUUAUUUUGAGUUUAGAACUCAAAGAAGUCGUGUCUCAAACUCAUUUUUAUCCAAUAACUUAAUAUAUUGCAUAAAAGAAAAUGUUCCACUUUUUUUUUCCUUUUUUACAGCUUUGAUGGCGAUGCAUACAAUUUGGGUACGUGAGCACAAUCGUAUAGCGAAUUUUCUGCACUUGUUAAAUCCUCAUUGGGGUGACGAAAGGCUAUAUCAAGAGGCGCGUAAGAUUGUUGGAGCUGAGAUUCAACACAUCACCUAUAAUGAGUGGCUUGCAGUUAUUUUCCCAAGUGAAGACCUGGUAAGAACUUGGAUGCGUAAGAGAUAAUUGCUUAUUUAUGAAAGCAUUUAUUCGCGAUAGCUUACAUUUUAGGGAAGGGAGGGGGUAAAGAAAUAAAUAAAACAGUAAAUACUAAAAUAAAUAAGCAAAAACAUAAUCUAAAUUGGUCCAACAACGGUAGCUUAUUCUCGCAAGUCACUAAGGAGACGACUUUGUCGGAAGAAACGAAGACAAGCAUUCCGAACAAAGAGAAAAACCUCCGGCCAUAACAAAUUUGGAUCGUGUGAGGGAAUCCGGUUUGCGGAAUCCGAGAAAUUUUUGCUUAUACAUGUAGAGGCCGGAAUACAACAAGACUGAAAUCCAGUACUUGGAAUCCAUAUUCCAAUAUUGUCUCGGCCCUCACAAGACUCAAACAAACAUUUUACAAUAACUGACUUACACUUUUUUUUAGUUUGCUUUUUUUAUUAUUAAUUGUUUGUCGUUUAGUUUUAAUUAGUUUCAUGCACGAAUCCCUUCUUACUACGAAUCCCUUUCUUGCCUCUUGUUUGGAACUGCAUAAAAAAUUCAAACAGAAAAAGAAACCUACAAAAAAGCACUUUAUUUCCAAAUGUGAGCAGAAACGAUUUGCCAGAUAUCGUAUCGUUCGGUGUCAAAAUCCGAUUGAGGUAAAUAUACAUAAUGACCUUUUAAGGUAGGAAAAUUUGUUCAAGACAACAAUUCUGAAAGUCAAGUUUAUUCAAGUUAACUUCCGAAAGUUUUCUGGAAAAUCUGUGUUUGUCUAAGAAAAGUUGCCCGGCUUUUUAGUCAAUUGAGCUGCAUAGUUAUAUCAUGAUAUUCAGUAUAAUUAUAUCAUUCGCAAGUCUCGACACGUGACAUCCUCAAACGCAUUCCUCCUUGCUCUUUCCCACCUCAUACAAUCAAGCCGUCUCACAGGAUCCCAUCGGCUGAACAGACCCUAGGCAAAUUGAGUUGAACGUAGUAUCUUGAACAUAUCGUUGAACAUACCUUUCCGCUGCCCAGUGACCGAGCCGAAGCACGGCCGAUUUCUAGUGGCGGGUUUUAGGAUUUAGUCUCGUAUCCUCUUUUAGUUCACUUAGGAGACUUCGUCAGAUUUCAAGUUUUUUUGACCAUGCUGGCGACUUAAAUGGAACUCGAACCCAGGCCACUUUGGUUGGAGGUAACAGAGAAUUAUUGCGCUAUUCCCGGGCUGCACCUCCAAUCAUCGCCAGCUUAAUUCACGUGCACACUCACUUCAAGUCAGUGUUCAAGUAAUAAGGAGGUUAUGUUAUCCAAUUAAUUAUAAAGUUUAACCGUCUUUCUUGAAUGUUUUAAGCUUAUUGAGGUUAAAGAGGGGCAUAGUCAAGUAUUCUCAGUUAGACAUGACUCUGGUGGAGUAAACCUUUUCUGCUCUAAAGGGACACAGUCAGCAAUGGGACCGCGCUGACCUUGACACUACUUUUGCCAGUUUGAAAAGCGUUUACCUCAACCCGAAAUCAAAUGUACUCGUCGGAUACAUCUAAAAAUCCGCUUCAAUCUUGCUUAGAGUUUUAUUCGAUCCUCGAUCUUUUACAAAAAACCUCGUUUUGAGCAAACUUUUACUCAUCCUAUGACAUUAUUUUAUCAUAUUUAGUUAAAAACAGUAUCCAAAGGAACAUGAACAGAAGAGGUGGGAAACGCGUAGGUGCCGGGUGGGAGAAAUCGCUUUCGUUUACCAAAAUAACUAAAGAAAUGAAUCAAUAACACUGGCGAGCAAAUAACAGUUAUAUAUAUUUAGAAAAUCGUUGGAAAAGGUUACAGGUGUUAGGAAAAUCAAGCUUUCUCGACCUUGAACCUUCGACAAUAAUCCAUGCAGACUCCGUCAGUACUCCGUGUCAUUUCUCACCUCUACUGAUGAUCGAAUUCAGAAGUCUUCGUCCAAGUUUGGCUUUCCCUGGACAAAUCCAUCGGUAAAUUCCCAAUAAUAUAUAUAUAAAUGAGUGCUCUGAUAUGGCAUAGGGUCUAUAAUUACGAUUUGGGUUUUUAACAAGUUUAACGCUACAAGUUUUGUGUAGUGUAUUCUAGAUGCGCUUCUCACUUUCUGUUUCUGUCUUGUGAUAUGCAAAUCAGCUAAGAAAUGUUUUGAAAUGCGCAUGUGCAUCAGCUACCUGUGUCCCUUUAAACCAGGGCGGAUAAAGGUUGGGCGGUGAAACGAGCGCGUCCGAGCAAAAAGGUGUGAUGCAGUGGACUGGUGCUCUGCUUAGAAAUGUCGCCUGUUUUCGACUUCGGUCAGGGCUUGCGAUGUGGUUUGUACAUUACACACUGCCGCUGUCAUUGAAUUAUGGCGGCUUGAUUUGUUUUCUUGCACUUCUUCCUCGUUCCUUUGUGCUGGUACGCUGUCUCCGAGAGGCAAAUGUUGCUAUUUUUUGCGGGAAGUUUAGUUGGAGUAGACAAACAUCUCUUUGAAAUGGUUUUUUUUAUUACUUCCAUGACUCUACCACUGAAUUAUAUUUUCGUUCUGCUACUCGCCAAUGUCGAUGUUAUUCCAAAACAAAAACAACUAAGUACUGUCUAAAACACGAAGGAAAAUCUCAUCCAUGGCAAAACUAAAAGACAGCAGAUCGUGUUUCACUGUCUAGAUGACGUGUAUUUUAUAAAUGCGUGCAGCUCGUGCAAGGUGAAAUUAUGCUAAUUUCAAUCACCAUCAUCCUUCUUUUUAAUUUUGAAAAAAACAUCUCAUACGUCUUUCUGUUUCUUCGAAACUUCAAAAUUAGUUUCCCCUCAGUUUUUAUUGUUUACCUUGUUUUGUUUUAGAGAGAAAAACGGAGAAAAAACCUUAAAACUAACCUCAAUAAAUUUUGUUUACAUGCGGUUGCCGGAUUUGCAACGCAUUGCGCUAAUCGCCAUGGAGCGUUGCACCCGAGAAGCAAAGUUUGAAGAAGUACAACGCCACUAUAUCAGUAUAUAUCAAUCUAAUUUUUUGUUAUGUUAUAUAAAAUUUAUCCCCCUUUAACAUAUGUAAAAAUUGAGGUUAAGAAGUGUUAAGCUUUUGCAAACGAAGCGGCGAAAGACGAUUAGGUGUUAUUUAGUGGAAGGAGGAGGUAUUCAACACUUUCACAUUAAACUCAAAUUUUGGCAUUAUACGACCAACAAGUUUGACUUAUAGACGAACAGACACAAACAUAUGAAACUGUUUAUUGAUAUUGUUAUGAAACGAAUUUAUCUAUUUAACAUUGUAGCCUGAAAUUACAGAAAGAAAAUGGGAUUUCUGGUUUGCAAAGAGGAAAAUUUCGCCGGCCCUUGAAGCGCACCGGAAGCGCGUAAAGAGCGCUCGUGCCAGUCCUACUCCGCAUCACACAUUAAAUGAAGAGCGGAGCGCUCGUUUCACCGCCCAACCUUUAUCCGCCCUGCUUUAAACUUACUUGUAGCCGUUAAUGAAAAACAACCGAAACUGACCUUCCACAUAAUUCCUGUCCAUAAUUCUUUUUCAGAGAGAGAAACUAGGGCUUUUAUUGGAGCCUAAAGGGAAAUUCUUCAAAGGAUACAAUGUGUCAGUUGAUGCACAGUGUACCAACGCCUUCUCCACAGCUGCUCUUAGAAUGGGCCAUUCUUUGAUCCGCGAUACUUUCGUUCUUUUGGACACCAACUUUGGCAGUGCAGGAUUUGAUAAACCUAAUAGAUUGGAAACCAGAGACUUCUUUAACCCAGAUCGAUUUUACCAGGCGGGAGACAACGCAUAUGGCGGAAUUUUGCUGGGGCUAAUAAGAUUUUUUGCUCAAAAUGUUGAUCGGUAAGCUGAAGGCAAUUAAUCGUAAUAAUUUAUGAAAAUAAACUAGCACUGAUCAGGGAUUGUUGGGUGCGUCCGCAUGUUCGCCACAGCGGAAUUUAUCUGCGUUUUUAAGUAUUUAAGUGUUUGUAAGUAUUAAACGAUGAAGUAAACACAAGACACCAUUAAUUAUGAAAUUUGAAAUUUCUCUACCAGGGGCACGAAAUGCCUUGUAAUCGAGGCUAUCACUAGCCCUGUAUGACAUAUUUUUUCUUCUGGCCGACAAUUAACUAUACUAUGAUUUCCCAAAAUAUGCAAUUCGCCAAUGUUGGAUUAUAUGUUAGAAAUCCAGUACCUAAUAUAGUUUCUUUUUUCUAGUUUCUUUUUUCUUUUUUCUAUAUAUAUCUCUAUUUGCCACUUUGAGGUUGGCUGGGAGACCAGGUCGAGAUGAUUGUCAAAGUGCAUUGUGGGACUGCUUUGGGGGACGAAUUUGCCACCAUGUUGAAAAUGCGUCCCCCAAAGCAGUCCCACAAUGCACUUUGAAACCAUCUCGACUCAGUCUCCAGCGCAACCUCAAAGUGGCCAAUAUGAAAACCUUUUUGAAAAUGGGCAUACAUACAUUUAAAAAAAAUCGUGUGUUUAUCCAUUUUUGUGGGUCUUAAUAAAGACGUAUCGCGUUUCAUGAUUCAUUUUAUUUUAUUUUUUUGUUUAUUUCUUCUCCUUUUAGACGUUUCGUUCGCGCAGUAAGAGAACGCCUGAUAAUUGAAGGAGAACCUCCUAAUGGUAUUGUUGGCGAUCUAACCGCAAUCAACAUGAUACGCGGAAGAGAUCAUGGCUUACCAGGCUACGUCAAGUUCCGAGAAGCUUGCGGGGGAAAUCCAGCCGUUCGGUUUGAUGAUAUCUGUGAUACUAUCCCUAGGACUCAAGUAAACAGGCUUAAAUCUGCUGGCAUUUACAAAAAGGUGCAAGACAUUGAUCUUUUUGCUGGCGGCAUGAGCGAGAAAGCCCAACCAGGAAGUGCGCUUGGUUUCACCUUUACAUGCCUUGUAGGUCGGCAAUUCAAAGAUUUCCGUCAUGGCGAUCGCUUUUGGUAUGAGAGAGAUGAUCAGAAGACCGGGUUUACCCUCGAACAACUUGACCAAAUACGACACUCGAGUCUUGCCAAAGUUAUCUGUGAUAAUACCGAUGAUGUGCGUCGCAUUAAUGCGAAGGUUUUUGUACAUAGAAACGCACCCCGCGCCAAAAAUCCUGUAGUCGACUGCGAUGAUCUGCCGUUUAUGGACUUGACUGUCUUUAAAGAAGGUGAGUACUACUAA
Messenger RNA from Porites evermanni, 14633 nucleotides. Lineage: Eukaryota; Metazoa; Cnidaria; Anthozoa; Scleractinia; Poritidae. The record is from the annotation of a GenBank genome assembly.